UCAAUCAGUUCUCAAGGCAGAACUCUUCUCAUAAGGGCACCGUGUGGCGUCUCUGAAAUCCGUGCAAGUUUUCCUCUCCCAAGGCAGGGAGAACGCAGGUGCAUGGAGAAAUAAACAUGGCCUUGCUCCUGGUGUCUCUGCUGGCAUUCAUGAGCUUGGGCUCCGGAUGUCAUCAUCGGCUCUGUCACUGCUCUAACAGAGUUUUUCUCUGCCAAGAAAGCAAGGUGACAGAGAUUCCCUCCGACCUCCCCAGGAAUGCAGUCGAACUGAGGUUUGUCCUCACCAGGCUUCGAGUCAUCCCAAAAGGAGCGUUUUCGGGAUUUGGGGAGCUGGAGAAAAUAGAGAUCUCUCAGAAUGAUGUCUUAGAAGUGAUAGAGGCAGAUGUGUUCUCCAACCUACCCAAGUUACAUGAAAUAAUUGAAAAGGCCAACAACCUGCUGUACAUCAACCCUGAGGCCUUCCGGAACCUUCCCAACCUCCGAUAUCUGUUAAUAUCCAACACAGGUAUCAGGCACUUGCCAACUGUUCACAAGAUUCAGUCUCUGCAGAAGGUUUUACUAGACAUUCAAGACAACAUCAACAUCCAGACAGUUGAAAGGAAUUCCUUUGUGGGGCUGAGUUUUGAAAGUGUGAUUUUAUGGCUGAAUAAGAAUGGGAUUCAAGAAAUACACAACUGUGCAUUCAAUGGAACCCAACUAGAUGAACUGAACCUAAGUGAUAAUAAUAAUUUGGAAGAAUUGCCGAAUGAUGUUUUCCAGGGAGCCUCUGGACCUGCCAUUCUAGAUGUUUCAAGAACAAAGAUCCACUCCCUGCCUAGUGGUGGCUUAGAAAAUCUUAAGAAGCUGAGGGCCAGGUCAACAUACAAUUUAAAAAAGCUUCCUAAUCUGGAAAAGUUCAUCGCCCUCACAGAGGCCAGUCUCACCUACCCAAGCCAUUGCUGUGCCUUUGCAAACUGGAGACGGAAAACCUCUGAACUGCAUCCAAUUUGCAACAAAUCUAUUUUAGGGCAAGAAGUUGAGGACAUAACUCAGGCUAGGGGUCAGAGAAUCUCUUUGGCAGAAGAUGAUGAGUCCAGUUAUGGCAGAGGAUUUGACAUGAUGUAUGGUGAAUUUGACUAUGACUUAUGCAAUGAAAUGGUUGAUGUGACCUGCUCCCCUAAGCCAGAUGCGUUCAACCCAUGUGAAGAUAUCAUGGGGUACAACACCCUCAGAGUCUUGAUAUGGUUUAUUAGCAUUUUAGCCAUCACUGGGAAUAUCGUAGUGCUGAUGAUCCUGCUUACCAGCCAGUACAAACUCACUGUCCCCCGGUUCCUUAUGUGUAACCUGGCCUUUGCUGAUCUCUGCAUUGGAAUUUACCUGUUGCUCAUAGCGUCCGUUGAUAUUCACACCAAAAGCCAAUACCACAACUAUGCCAUUGACUGGCAAACUGGAGUUGGCUGUGAUAUUGCUGGCUUCCUCACUGUCUUUGCCAGUGAACUCUCAGUCUACACUCUGACGGCCAUCACCCUGGAAAGGUGGCAUACCAUCACCCAUGCCAUGCAGCUGAACUGCAAGGUGCAGCUCCGCCACGCUGCCAGCAUCAUGGUGAUGGGCUGGAUCUUCUCUUUUGCUGCUGCCCUCUUUCCCAUCUUCGGCAUCAGUAGCUACAUGAAGGUGAGCAUCUGCCUGCCCAUGGAUAUUGACAGCCCUCUGUCACAGCUCUAUGUCAUGUUCCUCCUUGUGCUCAAUGUUCUGGCUUUUGUGGUCAUCUGUGGCUGCUAUACUCACAUCUACCUCACAGUGAGGAACCCUAACAUCAUGUCCUCCUCCAGUGACACCAAAAUCGCCAAGCGCAUGGCCACACUCAUCUUCACUGACUUCCUCUGCAUGGCACCAAUCUCUUUCUUUGCCAUUUCAGCCUCGCUCAAGGUGCCCCUCAUCACCGUGUCCAAGGCAAAGAUCCUCCUGGUCCUGUUCUACCCCAUCAAUUCCUGUGCCAACCCCUUCCUCUAUGCCAUCUUCACCAAGACUUUUCGAAGGGAUUUCUUCAUUCUGCUGAGCAAGUUUGGCUGCUAUGAAACACAAGCCCAAAUUUAUAGGACAGAAUUCUCAUCCACUGUCCACAACUCCCAGCCAAGGAAUGGCCACUGCUCUCCAGCUCCGAGAGUCACCAAUAGCUCUAGUUACAUUCUUGUACCUCUAAGCCAUUUAGCCAAGAACUCAAACACAAUGGGAAAAUGUUCCUGAGUGAUAAUUAAGUAUUGCCUUUGAAGAAUAUACUGCAAGAUAUCUGACAGAGAGCUUCCACAUCUUUCAUUUAAUUUAAUCUUCCCGGCAUACCAGUAAGGUGAAUUGGUCAGAGUUGUUCAUUUAAUGUGACACAUGAGAAUUAUUAACAGUAAUAAUUAAAAUAAUACAACACUAAAUCACAUUUGUUUUAAAGCGUUUUUGUUUAGAUUACCUUGAAGAAUCCCUCUAAAAGUUCUUUUAAAUAGGAGGCAAAAAUUAUUCCUAGAGUUUUGCAAAUGAAAAAAACUAAGAAUCAAAAAACUAAGUAACUGGUUCCAAAUCACUUGGCUCCUAAGAGGCAGUGCAAGGAUAAGGUUUCCUGACUUCCAGAUAACUUUCAGGAGAAGCACCACAGUAUUCACACAUUCAUUCAUUCAACAAGUUUUUCUUGAGCACCCAUGAGAUGGACUUGUACUGUAUCAAUCUGGAUAGGCCAAACUACAUUUCCCAGAAUUCCUUUUCUCAUCUUUCCAAUUAGUGUGUGCCACAAGGAAGAUUCUUGGGAAAAUAGGAGAGACUGAGGGAAGUCGCUGCCAUUUUAUAGCUCAACACACUUUGUUGCCCUCGCGAUUGAACUGCUUGCUUCAAAGCCGCAGCUGGCAGUGUUCGCAUUUGGGCUACUUCUUGCUACUCUCACAGGAUACUUCCUUCAGCACAGCCAGAGGGAAUAAGGAACAGAGCUCAGAAUGUCCUCAUUAGGCUGUAGCUUGCUGCUUCCAGCAUGUAUGUGAUCUUCCCUUUAUGACCCCUGCCUUGAGGGUGUCAAGCUUCAGCAGCAGCUGCGGAGACAACAUCCUUACAGAGUUGGUUUAAACAAUCCCUCUAAUUGCAUAGCCAAUUCCCUGUAGCAAAUAUUUACCAUCUACACACACACACACACACACACACACAUUUAUGAUUGGUUCUGCUUCCCUGGUUGAACCCUAACGAGGAGAAAAUACCCCUAAUGUAUGACACACAUACAGAUUACAGCAUUAAGAACACUGAAGGUUUGGAAUCAGACAGAGCUGAGAUUUUUAUUCAGAUUCCAGGAUAAGCCACAACUCAAGUUUAGCACAAGGCUCAGCUUCUUCCUCUUUGCACUAAAGUUUGUUAUAUACCUAACUUUUGGGCAUUUUGUAUCAGUAGAUAGUGAAAUGAUUGUAAGGUACCACACACUGUAGCCAGCUUGUUAAAUGUUAGUUUAUUUCUCUCCUCCAAGAUCAAGUGCCUGGACUAGUGCCCAGCUCUCCUGACCCUCAGUCUAGAUUUCAUUCCAUACAACACUUCACUCCUGAUAAAUAAGCACACUACGCACAUCCAUUUUCAUAAACGACGCCAUCUGGAUAAUUGGAUCAAAAUCUCAACCAUAAAUUUCAUCAAGCACUGUGCCUUGGCCAGUCCACGGAACUCUGCAUCUUCUCUCAAAGUAUCCUCUUUCAACACUGAAGCCAAUCCUCCUCCUCUUACUCUUUAGAAAACAACUCCAAAAUGUGAUCCCAAAGGUAUGAACAAGGAAGUCCUCAUCUCUGCUACAUCUCAACAUUUUGCAAGCAUCAAGGGAAAAAUAAAAUAAUAUACAAUAGUUUUCCUUGCAAAUGGUACUGAAUUUUUCUAUCUAGUACUGCAGCCACCAGCCACAUAUGGCUGCUGAGCAUUUGAAAUGAGGCUAGCUUGAACUGAGAUUCAUACUACAUAUAUACAUACUAGAUUUCAAGCACUUGUACAAAGGGGAAAGAAGAAUAAACAAUUGCUCAAUAAUUUUUAUAUUGAUUACAGGUAAGAACACCAUGUACAAUUUUGGAUAUAUUGAGAUAAAUGGAAGACAUUUAAAAUUUUGUUUCCCCUAUUUCUUCUUACAUUUUUUAAUAUGACUAUCAGAAAAUUUUAAAUUAUCCAUGUGGCUUGCAUUUGUGGUGUGCAUUGCUUUUCUCUUGGAGAGCACUGAUCUACAGCUCUGUGGAACAAAGACCUUACAUUUCACGUUUUCCUCCACAACCCCCACAUAUCAGUUUGCUGCACUGCUGAGCUGUCCCAGCUCCAUCUGCCGUCAUUCUUGUUUGUGGCCAGGGGUAAUUUUCUGAAUUUGGACCCAAAAGUAAGUAGCAACUAAAUUAUAAAUAAGAUAGAGCAGUAAUUAUUUCCCAACAGAGCUGUUAGUGACACACUGGUUUAAGAGAUUGUGGCUCCAAGAGCCAUAUAUGUCCAGAGAUGAAUGCAUCCCUAGGGAAGCUCAGAAGGCACUCCCCCUUCCAUCAACCUGUCACUGCAACACUUCCUUGUAAGACAUGAGACUUAUCCUAAAUAAGCAAACAUAUUUAUGAGUAGCUAAAUUCAGUUUGUCUAAACCCUUUAGACAAGUCUCAACUAAAAUGGCCCCUUCCUAUAUUUCCUUUAUUGGAAUAGAACCUUUGGAAUCCAAUCAAUCCCUCUUCCCCCACCUCUAAAGCUGGGCCUCAAGUGGUGGCCUAAUGGAAACACACACACAAACAUACACACACACACAUACACAGGAAAAUAAGCUUAAAGCACAAAAUAAUACAAAUUUGGCUUUUAUUUCAAGUCUCUAAUGUCAUCAACAGGACUAAUAGCUUCUAGAGACUUCCUAAAGUGCCCAUACCUCCAGGGCUGAUAUGUAAAACAUUAACAAGUGGUAUAGUUCAAAUACUGACUGGCUGGGAACAUUCCAUUUGGCUGACCAAGUGCCAACUCGGUAAAUGCCAGCCCACAUGUUUCGCUCCUAUACCUGACUUCACCCUAGGCCUUCUCCUUGGUAUUUCCCUCAUGUUUUCACCCAUCACAAAUCCCCUCAGUUCCAUCCCAGUCAGCCUCUCAUAUUGCCUUCCUCCCUUCUUCCUUCUAUCCAGAUACUCCUUCCUAAAUUCCAAGACGCAGGGGCCAGUAUUGUUGUGCAGUGGAUUAAGCCUUCACUUACAAAGCCAUCAUCCCAUACUGCAGUGGUUUUUAAAGCCUUGGCUGCUCCACUUCCAAUCCAGCUCCCUGCUAAUGCACCUGGAACUGCAAAAAAUGAUGACCCAAGUACUUGGGCCCCUGACACCCAUAUGGGAGACCCAGAUGGAAUUCUGGGUUCCUGGACAUUUGGGGAGUGAAACAGCUAGAUAGAUUUCUCUCUCUCUCUUUCUCCUUCUCUCUCUCUCUCUCUCUCUCCCUUUAAAACAAAUAAAUACAUCUUAAAAAAAAGAUCUCAAGAAGCAUACGGACAAGGUAGGAUCCUCCUCUUACAAGAGAGAUCAGAGACUGAACGGGUAAAUCCAGAAACUUUGAGUGGGUGCAGUGAAGAGAUGACCUGGGCACACAGAGUGAGGAACUAUUUUUAUCUUGCCACAUACAGAAGCAGUAAUUGGGGGACAGCAGACAGCACUGGUGAGUGCUGUUUCACUACAGAACUCCUUGUAUUGAAAUGGGGAACACUUUUUAUCCUUGUCUCUGGGAGGGAUAAGUGGAAAGGGGAGAAAGGCCAAGAAAAUAGCCCUCUGCACUUGCAUUACCAAGAUACUACUGCUCUCAGAACAAAGGCACCACCACCUCACUCCGGCCAGCAUCACAUGGCACUCAUCAGAAAACUAGGGAAAGGUUGUUGAAACCGACAGCCACAGGCCUUGGGUUCAUUUGGUUUUACUUGAUUAGAAAAGUUUAUUAAGAAAGAAGUUGGAAGAACUUUCAGCUUCUGAAUUGUAAGGGGCAUUGUUUAAAAUAUAAUUCUGUUUGUUUAAAAUAUAAUUUAGUCCACUAAACAGAUCAAAUAAAAGUCAACACAAAGUAAAGCCUGACCAUGAAGUUGUGCUCGCUGGUUCUCAUCAAAAUACUUUC
Oryctolagus cuniculus (rabbit) is the source of this 6077-nucleotide messenger RNA. Lineage: Eukaryota; Metazoa; Chordata; Mammalia; Lagomorpha; Leporidae. The record is from RefSeq and is a predicted model, not a curated record.